Molecule: messenger RNA, 22592 nt
Organism: Pelobates cultripes (western spadefoot toad)
Lineage: Eukaryota; Metazoa; Chordata; Amphibia; Anura; Pelobatidae
Source: the annotation of a GenBank genome assembly
UUUUUGUGAUUUUUCAGGAAGGUAAAGGUGAGGACAUACAGAGUUGUGUUAGCUGCAUUAAGACUACAAAAACAGGUAACCAAAUAUCCCAAACUCUCAUUGGGCACUCACAGUAUGAGUGUAGGGGAUCUGUAUCUAAGUGUAGAUAUUUAGAUAUAGAUUACAGUGUCUGCAAACCAAUAUCAGGAGAGCCUAAAUGUUUUGAUCCCCAAUUCCAACCCCGUACAAUUUGGUUGGUAAUUCGGAACAGUAACUCCCAGGGGACCUUGAUAAAUAGGACUGUGAUAAAUACCAUACAUUCUACAGGCAUUCUACUAUUUGAUACAUGUAAGGCGAUCUCUGCUAGUGGAAAACCUUGGAAUGUAUGUGGUAAUCUUAAAUGGGAACGAACUUAUGGGUUAAUCAUAAAUAUUUAUGUCCUAGUAAGAGAUCUACUGAUCCUGAUUGCCCAAAUAGGGAUUUUAAUUUUUGUCCAUAUUGGUCUUGUGUAGGGUGGGCAACCUGGGGAAAAACAGUGGAUCAAAGGCGUGCGCACGGGGUGUGCCGGGUGUGCCUGGUCACACCCUAAUCCCCGCGGCAUGCCUAUGUAUUGAGACCGGCAGGGGAGAUCUCAGGAUCCCCCCUGUCGACUUAUGCAGAGCCGGCGCUAUCCGACCCACUGGCAGUGAGGGAGGCAGGAGAGCACCCGGGGAGCUCUUGCCAGCAGCUCCGCCGGGUACCUCUCGCGAGAUGUGAGCGUUGCCGCGGCAACGCUCAGAUCUCGCGAAAGUGAACUCUAGCCCCGCAGGCUAGAGUUCACUCUCCACUGGACCACCAGGGAUGGAUGGCAGCAGCAGCAGGAUCCCCCCUCCCAGGCAUAAGGUAAGAAGGGAGGGGGGAUAUUUACUAAACGGCCCCCACACAAUACAUACAAUCACCCAAACAUACAGCACACACACACAAAAUCUACACACAUAAAAUACACACACAGCACCCUUACACACACACACACACACACUAACAGCACCCUCACACACACACCAACCUUACACACACAGCGCCCUCACACAUGUAUAUGCAUCCUUCCACUGAUAGCAUGUAAGAAUACACAUGUUCAAACAGCAUAAUGAAAUACCAAAUAGUUUUUGAAGUUUGACUUUUUUGGAAUUCAAAAUGAUUUGCCAAUUCUAGGCUAAAAUAGCUUAACUGAAAACAUAAGUGAUACAGAAAACAUUUCUACUUUGGCUAUUGCGGUCUUGUAAUUAACUUUCGCUUUACGCUGCUUUAUAAUAAACUACUAAAGCCCUAACUGGUGCACACUGUAACUCAAGAUCUUCAGAAACAGAAUAGAACAUGUGCCAAGUGAAGGUUUAUAUUUAUCACAUCAUCGUGACAUCAUAUUAUGUAUGAUUAUACACUGAAUAUCCAUCACUAUUUUUAACAUUGGUGGCGUAUUAGCAUAUGCCAAGCCAUACAACUAUGAGUUAAAAACUAAACUGAAAAUUCUAAUUAAAUCUCAAAUUUAAGGACAGGGUAGCUGAACUGAAAAUAUAGCUGACAGAGAAUAGUUUUUUUUCCAGUUUGGCUAUUUUGACCUUAAUUCACCUUGAAUUCUCUCUUAACAAGUAUACAAUAUAUAUUGUGCCUGGCUUUAUUUGGGACACCCAAAAUACAUUUUCAUUAAUUUUUUUACAUUUAUUUUUUUACUGACAAAAUGUAAAAGGCAGUAAAGGAAGCAGUAACAAAUCAUUUUAUUUUUCUGACUUGCUCAUGGGAAGGGGCUUUGCCCCUGUCAUAUAACUAGGAUAACUGUGCUAGACAAGAGAGUUCUACACAAAAGAGAUCAAAGCCGCCGAUCCCUGACCAGGCAAUUCAAGAGGAACGGCAGCAUCUGAUUGGUUGUCGUUAGCGUUCUGGCACACACGCGCUGCCGACGCUCUGGGUGUGUAGCGCUCUCACAGUUUUGAUGUGUUUGGGGAAGCGGCAAGUCACGUGUAAACUGUUCCUGUCCAAGAUGGCGACGUCCUUGAGUGAAGGCAUGCAAUAAGAGCUGAACUAUGUGGGGUGCUGUGGCCGGGGCUCUCCGAGCCGGUUCUGUCCGGGUCCUGGGUCAGCAACAGAGGCCUGGUGAGUGUGUCAAUGCUGGAUAAAUGUAUCUCUUGUGCUGUAGCCUAUGUUUGACUUGUGGUUCUUCUAUGGUGACUACUUCUUCAUGCUUAUGGUCUGCACAUGAAAAGUGCUGCCCAGAGUUAUGGAACAUUCAGAUGCUACAGGUAAAUAGCUGCCAUCUGACAGGGGAUGGAUUAUUAGCACGUGUGUAGCAGAAAGAGUAUCCAUGUAUUUAUUAUCUCAGCUGUGUUUAGUAAAGUGUGAAUUCAAAGUACAUUUUUAAUUUGAGGCCAGUGUAGCUGAAGUGAAAGCUAGCAGACUUAGAGGUUUGUUUUUCCCAGUUCGUUUAUUUUUAACUGUAAAUGUGAAAUUCACUAUAAAAUUCUCACUUUUUGUGAACAACCUUGUUUACCUUUUUUUUUGGGUCACAGUCCUGUGACUAGCAGUGUAGAAUAGAAAUAUGACACUUGUAAACUAAUAAUUGUUGGAAGCUAUGUGCAUUAUGUGAACCAUGUUCCAAAGCCACCCUAUCCAUCUUAGAGGUGGCAGAUACUUGAGAAUAUAGUUCAAGGGUAUACUUUAAGCACAGAGACUGUUCCCCAUGUGUAAAUUCUACAUUUUCUGUGCGGCAAUGUUUACAUUGUCACUGAGACAGGCCACUAGAGGUGUUUCCUAUUAUAUUCCUACAAUUAUUUUUAUUUUUUUUAAGCACUGACAUUUCCCAUAGAGAUGCUUUGGUACAUUGCAUCUUUGUGAGGAAGUGCUAAUUAGCAGAGAGCAGCAAUUGCUGCUUAAUAGCAGUAGGCACCCCAGUGCUUCUCUCUGGAAAAGCAUUGGAUUGCUAUAAUUUCGGCAGGAGCGAAGCAGCAUUUGCAGCAAGGUUGGUGCUGCAAGUGAUGCAAGGUGAGUAAAACUGCUUUAUUUAUUGCUUACAGGGGGUUCUAAAUCAGUAGGAAAUACUCCAACAUUAGAAAUACAUGUUUGUAUUUUUUACAUUAGAGUUCCCAUUUAAAGGGACACUAUAGUCACCAGAACAACUACAGCAUAAUGUAAAUGUUCUGGUGUCUAUAGACCGCAGGCCUUUUGCUGUAAACACUGCCUUUUCAGAGAAAAGGAAGCAUUUACAUUACAGCCUAGGGACACCUCGGCCACUCCUCAGUCGACCACUAGAGAUGCUUCCUGGGACAGUGCUGCUCACUUUGCAGCACUGCCAUUCAGUGUCCACCCUCUUCAUUGAAACACUGAACUUUCCUCACAGGGAUGCAUUUAAUCAGUGCAUCUUUAUGCGGAGAUGCUGAUUGGCCAAGCUGGAGUUUGACCUUGCCCUCACCCCACCUCCUUGAUUAUCUCAACCAAUCCAAUGCUUCCCAAAAAUCAGUUCUGAAUAUGUCAGCCAAGGAGGUGGGAUGGGGCUAGCGCCGGUGGAUCCUCACGGCACUGGAAAUAAGGUAAAUUUUCUUACCUUUUAAGGGGCAGGGCAAGCCACCUAAAUGGUGGUUUUAACACUAUAGGAUCAGGAAUACAUGUUUAUGUUUCUGACCCUUUAGUAUUCUUUUAAGGUUAUUUGCUGCUUACUCUAUAAAAUGAGGCAUACAUUUAGGAUAUAAUUAGGUUACACCCACCAAAACUUAGAAUAAGUUUGUGGGUGGGUGUGGUUAAGCAAAUAACUUCAAGUGUAUCAUUGAUUAAUUGUGUAAACGAAAUAUUGUAACAGAGGUAUUCACAAAUUUGGCAAUUGUCGGUAAAUAAACGUCGGUUCUAAGUAAUUUUCUUUCUUCCGACAUAGCCAAAAUGAAUACAUGCAAAAUAAUUUGAGAUUUUUUCCAGUUGUAAAUAACCCUGACAAUGAUGUUGGACCUGGAGCAAGCAAACAAACAAAAAAAAAUCCUAGAAAAAAUUGCAUUCUUUCAAAGCAUUUCAGGAUUUUUUCCCUCCAUCCCAACAUGUUGCAAAAAAUAAAGCGAUACUGAACAUUUAUUUUAACUUUUUGAGGGGUGGUUGGUUACUUAUGAAAAGGGGUAUUAUGUCAUUUCUAAGACAUUUCAUGAUUUCUAUGUACUUCUGAUGAUCUAAAUCUGCAUCACCAAUUCACUGUAUAAUUUAUGAUUAACAAAACAAAACUAAUCUUUUGCAGUUAUUAACACUCUUUUAAAGAAGAGAUCACUUCAGUGGGUCAAUGUGUGUGUUACACGUUUUAAUGGGAAGGACUCUGCGAUCGGGCAGUUGCUAGGUGUGAACCCAGAGCAAACGCCCAAUGAAAAUUUGAUCCAAAAAUAUACAGUGCCUGUACCAUUUGAUAAAGGUAAGUGACUCUAUGCAAUAUUGAAGAGAUGCCAAGGACCCUGGUAUCAUAAGUACAAAUGAUAAAGCAUGACAUAUAGUAUUUAAAAAAAAAAACUACCCCACCAAUGAGUAUCUGUUUUUUUUAAUCUUUUGUUCUAUCAGGGAUUUUGUAGACCCCUGCAAAUGCUUGGAAUAUUCCAUGCCAGAAAAAGAGGCAUCAAUCCAGCAUGAAAUUUCCAUUUAAAAUACUCCCUGAUGUUUGAAUAAGAGAUGAAACCAGUUUCAUAUUCAUUCUCCUUCUACAAGAUCAUGCUGCUAUUACAAGGAUGUGCUGGGAACAUCUUAGUCCCUUAAAGAAUUUUCACAAGCUGUGCCAUUUGUCUUAUUUUAUAAAAGUGCAGAUUUCAAGAGCAAUCGGCACUUUUAGAAUAUCCCCCUUGGUUUCUUUCCUCACUAGAGAAGGUUGGGGAUAGAGAACCAUUGAUUUUAGUACUUCUUUAUGAGAGUCAUUGCCAGCGCAUAGUCUGAGCAUACCUUCCUGACACUCAGUUAAAGGUUUUACUUUGUUGCUUGGGGGGAGAGUAAUGUAGACUGUAAAAGAGACCAUCCAGCGCUAGACAGAAAUUUAAAGAGAAGGUAUGUGUACAAAAAUAUUUAUCAAUUGCCUAGUCUUUCCUAUACCAGUGAACAUGUUUUUAAGUUUCUAAAAAUAUUUUAUUAAAGAAAUACAUCAUGUACUGUAACUAUUGGGUCUGAAUAGUUAUCUGAGGUUCACUUCGCGCCACUUACUUCCUUCUGCUCCUGCUUGAAGCUUCUGUUGUCUCUCCUUAGCUAAACCUUGCAGAGCAUGGCCAGCUCACUGGCGGAGAGCUUCCUGCACUGCUGGGCAUUGCUAUGAGCAGAGAGGCAGUGUCUGAGGUUUUGUGGACUCUUGGUAAGAAGUCAAACCAUUAGCAAACCGUUUGACUAGUUACAUUGGGGGUAUGACAGGGCACUUGGAGCAUUCAUUUAAUUUUCCAUUUCAGGAGUUUCUGAAUGCAGUAAGUGUAACUGUAAGGGUCAGUUUCCCUUAUUAAACAGUUACUUAAUAUAUCACUGUAUUGCGUGAAAGUUUUUUUGUGGAGCUUUUUUUUUGGUUUUAGAAUUACAAAGUUUUAUAUAACGCAGCACUGUACGAUAGAUAUACCAAGAUAAAUAAUUCUAACAAAACAUGUUUGACAUAUGAGAGCAGUAGUUGAAGAAGGCCCUGCCCAGCAAGCCUGCAAUUUUAAGGAUUUUUGAUGGAGUAUAGAUAUUGAGAGAGUCUAAUGUGGCACGGGAGGGAAUUCAUAAAGAGGAGGCAGUCCUGAAAAAGUCUUGCAGGCGAGUGUCUGGGGGUGUGGGUAUAAGAAUCCCACAGUAAGAGGCCGGGCUAGAACAUAUCUGCUUACGAUGGAAGAAAUAUUAAUAGGGGCACAUUUCUUUAGUCUUGUGGGUAUGGACAAGCAUUUUUGUGGCAUCCUGUGUGACAAAAGGGUUGAGUGUGAAGCCAUCCAGUCAGAGACAGAGAAUAGGUAGUCAGUGACAUAGUCCAGCACACUGGAAGACAGAUCAGGUGAGAAAUGGUAGAUAUGACUAUCAUCAGCAUACAGGUGAUAAUUGAGAGCCAUAGGAUGAUGUAAGCUCACCAAUAGAGGCAGUAUAAAUUGAGAAAAGUCCCAGUACAGAACCUUGAGGAUCUCCAACCAAGAGAGGUACAGAAGGGGACGAGUGACCAAAGAAGGAAACACUGAAUGAGGUCUCAGAGUGGAAGGAGGAGAACCAGGAAAGAGCGGUAUCAUUAAGGACAACGUCACGAAGGGUGAAGAGAAGCUGGUGGUCGACAGCGGCAGAAAGAUCAUGAAGAAUAAAUUAUAAAAGCUCUAUGUAGGCAUGAAACCUAAUUUUAAAGUGUUUACAAACUGGAGAAAGUAUUUUCAUCGAUUCCAUGCUAACAUUGCUUGUGAUUUGAUGUUCCAGGAAGUCGAUGAGAAAUUAAAGUAUUAUGGUUUGUGGAAUUUGUGAAAGCAAAUAAAUUCUAAUUUUACUUUUUAUGUCUUUAUGAAUUAGGCUGAAUGUAAAGUUAUGCACUCCCGUGAUGCUUAUAGUUCAGUCGCAGAAAAUGCAUACUGCAUUGAGAACAAAAGGGGUAUAUUGCAACCCCCUGUCAGUAAUAUUUUCUGACUGUCAAUCAGAAUCAUGAGAUCGUUUUUAAAGUGAUCACAGUCCACAAUUUUCAGAUAAUUUAUUGAAUUUUAACGCGGAAUAAAAUACUGAGUAAUUUCACAAUGUCGAGCUUCAGAAGCUGAUAACUUGAGGUUAAUGUAAAUAAGCUAGCAUGUUGGCAGGAUUUUCUAUAGCAUCACAGGUUGAAGCCAAGUACAUUCAGGAUGACAGGUGCAUAAUUAUCCUAUUCUAUAUGAACAGUGCAGUGUGUAUGCCUUUCUUUAAGAUAGUUUAAAUACUGACAUUUCAGGUGUUGUUCAUAUGUGUAUUCUGUUGUAGUUACAAUGUUAGUUUGUUAGCAUUGCUUGCUCUUGUCUGCAAUUCAUGGGAGGUUUUUGUUCAUUCUGCUAAUGCGUUACAAAUGCACUUACAACUUUGCACUUUACAACUUUGCACUGCCACCUGGAAUCAUGUCCCCAAGCAGGAAAUUUUUUUGUGGGGGGAGAACGAAGCUGAAUGGAGGCAAGAAGUGCCUGGGGGAGCUCAUCGCCAUCCUUAAUAAUGCCAAAAUCCAUGAUGACACAAAGGUGGUCUUUGGCGCACUUUUCAUCUACCUCGACUGUGCAGGUAAGAAGCUUGAUGGAAAAUUUGGAGUUUCUGCACAGAACUGUUACAAAGUCGCCAAAGGUGCUUUCACUGGAGAGAUCAGCCCAGCUGUGAUUUAAAGAUUUUGGGACCACCUGGGUGAUUCUUGGGCACUCUGAGAGGCGGCAUGUGUUUGGCGAGUCCGAUGAGCUGAUUGGCCAGAAAGUAGCACGUCCGCUGUCAGAGGGCACUGGUGUAAUUGCCUGUAUCGGGGAAAAGUUGGACCAACUUGAGGCUGGUAUCACAGAGAAAGUGCUUUUUUUGAGCAGAGAAAAGACAUUGCAGAUAACAUGAAGGACUGGAGCAAAGUGGUUCUUGCAUAUGAGCCAGUCUGGGCCAUUGGCACUGGCAAAACUGCCACACCCCAGCAAGCCCAGGAGGUGCAUAUCAAGCUACGUGAGUGGCUAAAAACCAAUGUUUCUGAAGAUGUUGCAAAAAAAAAUUUGAAUCAUCUAUGGAGGUUCUGUCACUGGUUUCACUUACAAAGAGCUGGCAUCACAGUCUGAUAUUGAUGGCUUCCUGGUCAGAGGAGCAUCACUGAAGGCAGAGUUUAUUGACCUCAUAAAUGCCAAGCAUCAACUGUGUUUAAUGGCAAUGUCCUCUUUCCCUUCUCUCCUGAACUGCUUUGGGCAGGGGUGAUAAACGUUGGUCCUUCGAGCUGCAGGUACACAUUGGUUUCUUCUCUUGGUGUACCUCCAUCUGGUGUCUAGCAGUGGACUAGCGUUAACAAACCCUUCCAUACAACGAAAACAUACUUACUGUGUCUGUUGCUCAAUUUGUCCUGGGUAUUGUGUGGGGGGGAUCAAUGUUACUGUAAAAUAUAAAAUUAAGUUAAAUAUUUCUGGCAUUAGUUGUCAGAAAAGUGUAUUGAACUUACUAAGUUUCUGAUGAUUCCAUUGAGAGAACACACCAAGAAUCUCUCAUCUCUAUUAAGUUGUUAUGGUGCCUGGAGGUCCUGGUCGAUGUUUUAUCUUAAGGGGUUAAAUUGUUCGUAAACGUUUUAACCCCUUAAGAUAAAACAUCGACCAGGACCUCCAUGCAACAUAACCACUUAAUAGAGAUGAGAGGUUCCCGGCGUGUUCUCUUAAUGGAAUCAUCAGAAACUUAGUUGAGUAUACAGCUCUUCCCCUCUCCUUGUGAUGUUUUCAGUGAGGAAUACUUGGACUAGGUGCCAGGAAUAGGCUGAGAGGAUCAGCUGACACUCAGCCUAUCAUUAGCUCCCCAUUCAGAAAACUGUGUGGGAGAGGUACCUGUCUCAUUGAAGCUUUGGAUAUUGACACAGAGAGACGCUGACGGGCUCCAUCAACUCAACUUUAGGCCCCUUAAGGUCAGAGUAAUUCUUCUUAUCACAAUUUUACCAUUUUCAGAUUGGUGAAACUGUGUUUUCAAUUCAGAUGGAAUUAAAAAGGAUUGGCAUAGUCUGAUUAUAUCUUCAACAUCCUUAACUGCUCGUUAAUAUGCGUUAACAUAUCAAAUUAUGAAACAUGAGGUUCUAAUUUACCAGUGUAUUUGUACAUCGCCAGCAUAACUUGUUAAUGUCAGUGCCUAAUUCAGAGACUGGAAACAUGACCCAACGAUAAAAUUCCUUUCUUAAAUUUGGAGGUAGUUUAGCUACUGUCGUCUUUUUAACCCUUUCAAGGACAAGCUUUAUACUGCAUUCUCUUUUAAACCUUAACAAGGGUCUAAUAUGCCUAUGGUUCAAUUUUUAUACUGUCUCUUGUCAAUUUAAUGUGUUUCUUUAAAUAUCCCUUUCUGCUCGCCCUGCAGGUGAAAAUGACAGCUUGUUACUGCAUAAACCGGACCAACCAGAGAACCCAAAGGUCUUAAGAGUUGUGAUUUUAGGAGCUCCAAAUGCAGGAAAAUCUACUUUAUCCAACAAACUACUGGGUAGAAAGGUAACAAGCUAUCAUCAACCUGGAAAAUGCCACCAAUAACUCCUUGUAACCUACCUUAAAUUUCCAAUGCUAUGCACUUACAGUAAGAAGGCACUCAUUGUAGUGGUUAUAGGUCAAAAAGUCUGUGAGUGCCUUUUGUGCCAGCAUUGUGUGUGAUUUUUAUUUAAAUUUUCUGAUGAAACAUUCACACCUAAAUAAAACUGCACAGUAGAAUUGUAGGAGAACCAAUGUUCAAGAUCAGAAAGUUUAGUAAUCUAUUGCAGCCAGGUGGCUUAGCUUGUAGGUGGGAUAGAUUUUCUUAACAAUGGUCGAUGAGAACUCCCAGAUAUUCUGGUUUACAAAUUAUUUCAUGCUUGUAUUUAUUUUUCCCCCCAGGUUUUUCCUGUAUCCAAGAAAGUGCACACCACACGUUGCCAAGGUCAGGGUGUUUUAACAGAUGGAGAAACACAAUUGGUGGGUUAGUUUUUCUCUCUGUGAGUGCACAGUUUUUGUCAUUUUGUUGUUUGUGCCUUUAUCUUUAACCCCUUAAGGACACAUGACAUGUGUAACGUCAUGAUUCCCCUUUAUUUCCGAAGUUUGGUCCUUAAGGGGUUAAACUGGUCAAGCGUAUCAGAUUUUACAGUCAUAGGGCAUUGUUCAUCACUUUUUUUUUUUUUUUUUUUUUUCUCUUGCCACUGUGGCUCAUUUAGGAAAACAAACAGUCAAUAGGGAGAUUAACCUUUACUGCGAAUCCCUGUAGUAUACCCUGCACUGUCCCUUGGUGUCCCCAAACCCGCCUUAAAUUUCUUGUUUCACUCCUCCACCAUAUUGUUCACAUAAUUUAUUGUGUAAAUCAUUUAUGUGACCACCCCUGUUGUGUGUACCUAGCUCCAUCUCCCUUAUUUAUCCUCAUUGUAGCACAUCCAGGGUGAUACAGAUACUGAGAGGGAUUUCCAUCUCCCCAACCGGUCUGUCCACACAGCAUGUUCAGCCUGCAGAGGGAAGGAUAUGAUGUCCAGUUCUCUCCCCCUCCACUCAUACUGCAGACUGUGUGCGCCAAGCUGACAGACCGUGCAGAGGAGAUGGAAAAACCGUAACCCUCUCAAUCUCUGUAUCGCUUGGAUGUGCUACGGAAUGGGGCAAUGCCAAACUGGGAGAUGGGUGCUGUGUGCUAAUGCAGCUUUCUGUGAGCUGCCAGUGAAGGCUUUGUGAGCCACAUACAGCACGCAAACCGCACAAUGAGGAGCUAGGUCACAGAGUAUAAAAUGGUUAUGUUAAACACCUUAGGUGUAAAACCAACUGUAAAAUCUAUUUCAUGUCAGUAUAGAUUUGGAAUUUACUUUUUUUUUUACAUCUUCAAAAAUUCAAAAAAUGGUAUAGCACUCAAUUUUCCUUAUUCCUAUCUCACAGUAUCUGUAUUUACAACUACAGCAAUACAACUUUAUCUGUAUUUACAACUACAGCAAUAUGGUUGAAGGGUUGUACUUCACUCAUAAAUAACAAAAAAAAUAACCAUGGCUAGAGCCAAUUGACCCCACGGGAACCCUGGGUCUAAAUUUUGAUAUUCGUUACGGUUUAUCACAAGUCCCCUCAUAAUACAGAUUAAGGGUGCAGCACACACAUAAAAAUAAAUGUUUACAUUUUAUAAGGCUAUUUAAAAAUACCUCUCGGCAAACAAAUAUGAGGAUUAAGUUCCACCAUAUUGUAUUAAGCCCACCACUACUUCACUGUACCCCAAUAUUGGUGGAUCUUACACUAAUGCAAACGUGGGAGCCAAAUUAAAACGUGCUAGUGCUAAAUAAGCUAAAGUGUAUUGAAAUCUGCUGUAAGAGCAUUGUGAAUAUGAUUCAAAAUUGAUGUGAUAAAUGCAGUGUUAAAACUAAGCAGAAUAUAAUAAACAAUAUGGUGAAAGCAAAAUAUGUGGUAAAUAAACCAGUCUUGGAUAAUAUAUAAAAUAUGCAAUAUUACCAUAUCUGUAUGUGUCCUAGAAAUAUAAAACACAGAACAUAGUAUAGCCUGUAUAUGGUAAUUAAAGUUAAUGGAGAAAAAAAAUAUCUCACUCACAUGGUGCUGAGCCGUUAGAAAGUGGCUCAGACUAUGAGCGCCUUAAUUAAUAAAUUGGAGACCAAAAUGCUGGAACUGAGAUACAGGAAGUUCACUGCAAGCUCUCUACUUUCCUUCUGGACGAUUUCCACAAACGCCAAACAAAGGUGUAGGUACAGGAACAAGUAUCUUUAAUAAUAACAUAAAACGCAGCAAAAUACUGGAUCUCCAAUAAAGGAUAAACUGCACGACGCGUUUCGUCCAUUUUUAGCUCAGCACCACGUGAGUGAGAUAUAUUUUUCUCCAUUAACUUUAAUUACCAUAUACAGGCUAUACAAUGUUCUGUGUUUUAUAUUUCUUGGACACAUACAGAUAUAUGGUAAUAUUGCAUGUUUUAUAUAUUAUCCACGACUGGUUUAUUUACCACAUAUUUUGCUCUCCCCAUAUUGUUUUAUUAUAUUCUGUUUGUUUAAUUUUGUGUGAUUUGGAGUGACACACACUUGGUGAUUCUGAGCAAUAUCUUCAAUUCUUUCUCCCCCCCCCUCCCCCCCUUUCUACUGUUUUCUAUUUAGUGUUAAAACUAAGAACUGAAAAAAUUGGGCAGGAUUGGGGCAUUGGGGCAUGGAAUAGACCACUGGUAUUUGGGCUCUGGUUGUUCGGUGUGUUGCUGCAUGUUACAACAGCAAUGUUCUGAACACUGUUGCUCUUGUGAGAAACCACACUUCCUGCAUCUGAUGAAGGUGCAAAACAAUACACUGAACCAUAAGGGAAAGGUAGCCAAAGGCUUGGUGGUCACAGUGUGUGUGUGUGUGUGUAUGUGUAAGACUUUGUGUGAGGUGUUUGUGUAUGUGUGAAUAUAUGUAACAGUGUAUGCAUUUUCAUAUGUAAUAUUGUUUAUGUGUAACUGUGUGUGUGCAUCAUUGUUUGAUAUGUAUUAUGUAUAAAGCGCCAACAAAUUCUGUAGCGCUGUACAAUGGAUGGACUAACCAACAAGUAUUUGUAACAAGAUGGGUUGGGGGUCCUGCUCACAUGAGCUUACAUGCUAGAGAUAAUUUAUAUAUGUAUUUAUAUCAAUGGGUAGAGAUGGUGCAUAUAUAUUUUUGGACUUAAGCCUUCUUUUACCCAGUCAGACUAGCAAUGCCCCUGCUGAGACCUUUUAAUAAGCAGUGGUCAUUUUAACACUUUGUUGUCUGGCUUUCUAUCUCCAGAUUCUCUUAGACACUCCUGGUAUGGUCAACAACACGAAAGUUAAAAGGUAAAGUCUGUUUGUGGUCUUUGCAACUGGUAUAUACCUUACUGGUAAUUUGUUUCUGUUUGGCAAGACACUAUUUUAUAUCGUAACCUGGAGAAACAUGUGCCUUAUUUACCCUUAUUUACUUAUGCUACCCCUCGAUUUGUUAGGAUAUGGAAAUGCUGUGUCUAAAUUCUUUGGCGCUGUCACUUUUUGCAUUUUUCUCAAAGCUAGAACUCAUUGAAGGUUAUUUAUCAAAGUGUCAAUUAAGCACAGUUAUUAUUAUUAUUGUAUUUUUAAAAGUCAUCAAUUUGGCUGUUUUUGCAGAAAUUUCCAUUUCAAAAGAUCACCAAAUUUAUAAUGGUAAAACAUUUUCCAUGGUUUUUAUGGCAGACAAAAACGAAGCAAUGGAUUAACAAUAACUGUCAGAUUGAAAAUAAGUCAGAAAAGAGUUUGCAACACGUUGCUAAAUCUACCUCACAGAUUGUUGGAAAUUUUGUCAGUGUAUACCAAUGGGUGGAGCUUCUCUCACAUCUUGCAUAUGACAUUUCAUUGCGCAUGCACACGAUCAUGCAUGAAAGAUCCUUCUGUCUCACUAGAUCUUCCUUAGAAACCCAUUUUAUACUUUCCUGCAUGCGUGAGAAUGCAAUAGUGGCACAAUUCAUGGCAGAUGAAGCCUCUAGUAUCUGAAGACCAAGAAGGAGAUGUAUGCACUAAGGAGAAUGAGGUUCAAAUACACCUUCCUCCUCUCUUUCAAGGUGCCGACAUGUAAGCAUUCUGUCACCUUUGUAUACCCUUCUAUGUCAUUUAUGUGUAUGGCAUGCAUUGGUCCUGAAGCGGUUAUUUCCCAUUUUAUCUAUGCUCUGAAACUGCUACGAGUUGUAAAAUGUAGGGACACUGGAGUUGCGAAUUUUGGGAUUAUCUAUUGAAGAAGGAAAAAAAGCAAUACUCUAGUUAUAUUGAAGUGGCCUAAAACCAACGGUGGAUGUUGCAUUUCUAUAAAUUUGCUAUUUAUAUAUGGCUCCUGUUGGCUCGGUUGCCUCACUCCUAGUCAGAAUGAAAGUCAGCAUGUACACCAUUGAAUAGUGCCCAGAUCACAAACUGCACUGGUGCCUGACACUCAUGCAAAAGGAUCUAAGAAGUUGUGAGAAUAUCAGUUAUUGGAGUAAAGCGUGACUAAAUGCAUUUUGUUCCUGCUGUCCUUGUGGUGAUUGAUUUUCAUGACCGAACCAGUAUGUACUAAAAGGACACAAUUUGCAGGAUUUCUUAUGUAGAUAAUGCAUUAAGAGAAAUUAUGCAACAAAACUUGCCAAAGCCGUGCAAGUCCUGCAGAUGGAAAAACCCCUUUCCCAUCAGGAAAACGUUUGGCCAAUCAAGAAUCUGUCUUUUUACUCCGUGAUGCAACAUUGUUGUUAUGGUGCUUUGUGCCCCAUUUAAUGUUAUGUAUCUCGCUUCACUUAGCCUUGCUGCUGCUUUAUUACAACACUAAAUACAUUUUUAUGAUGUAGAACUUGAGUUUUUUUCUUUAUUACAAAGCCUUUACCUGUCAUGUAAAACUUUAAUUUCAGUCUCCUCAAUUUGCAAAUAACAAAUGCUAAUCAUUGUCAAUAAACACACUGAAUUCCUAAACUUUGAGCUGGCAGCAGCUGGGCUCACUGUAGAGCCUGGUAAAAUGCUAAGUAGUCUGUAGCUAUUUAAAGGGAAAACCAGGCUGGAAAUGUCCUCAUUUUUUUUUUUUUAACUGCAUUAUGUAGACAAUGUAUUAAAAGGAAGAUUCCUUUCAUUACAUUCCCUAUCGAACUUAACAGAUCUUAAUGCACCAAUUUUAGCUAAUGAGAUCUUGCAAAUUAUAUUUCUGCUUAGAACCACAAUGUCACAGGCCCUGUUACAUUAUCUGGAUUACAUUAUGAGAAAUUUAGUGCAGAACUCAAUCUGGAUUUUACAAAGUGUUUUUUCUUAUUAUAAUUAUGUUUUCCGUUUCUUUCUUUAUUCCCAGGAGGGUACACUACCUCCACCUGUGAUGCUGAAGGCAUAUUUUAUUUAUUUUUUUACAUUUUUGACACCCUUUUUUGUACUUAUUUUUCAGUAUAAAACAAAAUGGUACAGAAUAAACUAUUCUGCAAAUCUUCUGCGACGUGAGUCCAUAGAUGAUGAUAGGUCAUUGUUUUUGUUUUGUUGUGAAAAGAAUAGGUUACAUUGGAAAGUCAAUUGGAGCUUUAGAUUCUGAAUAAAGAGCAGGGUUGGAAAUCAGUUCUGUUGUGACACUGACAAGGUUAUUCAUGUAAGGGGGUGGAGCCUCGGUUGAGAGCUCUAGCUUAAUAGGCAUUCAUAAUUUUUAUUUAUAAGGAAGGGAGGGACCCGGCCUUCUAUAUAUUUACAUACAUACAUACAUACAUACAUACAUACAUACAUACAUACAUACAUACAUACAUACAUACAUACAUACACUGGACUAAUACGGCUACAAUCUCUACUUGAAUGAAUAUAUAUAUAUAUAUAUAUAUAUAUAUAUAUAUUUUAAAAAUUAAUUUUUUUAAAACUUUAUUAUUAUUUUUCAUUCCAUUUUAGAAUGCUGACUAAUCCCUACUGUGUUCUUGGUGGUUUCAUGCCCAAACAGAGAGUCUCAGAUAACAUCUGGCACACAGUGACUUGAGGAGUGCCUCCUUGCCCUAGUUUAGGGGUAGACGACUUUAGGCACUCCCUAUGUUGUGGACUACACAGCUUGAGUUUCAUUUUUUUCCCUGGUCCUUGAACCGCUUAGACUCACUAUUUUAGGUAUUUCCACUCCAGCAGGAGACUUCAUAUUGAAACUCCUUGACUCAUUGUAACGUUUACAACAUGUCAUUCUUCCCCACCCACCCUGCUAGGUGAAUUCUUUGCUUUCUAAAUGUUCCGUUUUAAGUUAAGCAUUCCUUCAAGCAGAAACAAGAGCUUGUGAAUUGCAGGUUUUUUUUCAUUGGUAUCCUAGUACAUAUAAAUGUUUUGGGACAUUUGUCUUCUCUUAAAACUUUUUACUCAAGACUACUUUCCCAACUGCAUUCAGAUCUAACCAAUAGUCCAAGUUUUGUAUAUUUUGUAGCUGGGAUUAAUUUUUUUUUUUCACCAAAAUUAACACCGUACCUAUAAUUCUAAUUCUGCAUAAUUUUAUGUUAAAUUGGAAUAGGAAGAAACACAGAAAUUAAUCAUAAGUCCUUUACUUGCCUGUGGGGUGAGAUUUAGCGUUUUUUUUUAUCCGGUCAGACUGAAUGGGGGAAUACAUCUCACAGUAUAAUUCAUAUCAAUCAUUUUCUGGUAUCCUCCUCAAAUCCAUUCUCUUAUCCAGUUAACUUGCUGUUUGUGCAACGUCUCAUUUAUUCUCUAUUCAAGUGACAAACUGUUAAAAUAUUAAGCACCGUGCGUUUCACUUAAUUUCGUAUUGCAUUUUCUUUAAGACAUCAUUUGGAGAAGUCUCUACAGAAAGACCCUUGGGACUGCAUGAAAUUGGCUGACGUAGGUAAGCGUAUUAUCCCAUUUACACUUUGUUAUGAGAAGGUCGCCGUGAAGCUGAACUCUCUAAAUACAUCAGCUCUUAAGAAACACAUUAGCUCAUAAACAAGGAUAUCCUAGGGGACAGACAGAAUAUAAUUUUAGAUAGCACCGACGACUGUGUGUUGAAAGUUAGUGCUUUUUAAUAGCAUGAUUUGGAACAAUUAGAAUUAUCUGCACAAGCUGAAGCCAUGUGAUAUUGAGUUUAGAUUGUUGCUAAAGAAAUAGGGUUGUGAACAUUAUCAGAAGUCGUACACUAGAUAAAAGGCAGACUACGUGUUUUGUGUUACAAAAGCAGCCCUGUUUCUAACACUUUGUCUGAUUUAAAUGUAAUAAUUUUAAUGAUCUGUUUGGCCAGUAUCUAGCAGCCAUUCUAGUUGUAAAUAUUAUGAUUAAGUGCAAUUUUACACAUUAAACUUGUUUAUAUAUUGUUUUUUUGUUUUUGUUUUUUUUUGCUCCCUCCUCUUUUGGAAAAACCUAUACUAUCUUAUUAUUUUUCCCCAAAUAAAGGUCAUAUUUAUAACUGAACCUGGAGAAGUUUUUUUUUUUUUUUUGAGUGUUUUGAUCCUUGGGUGAGCCCAUAAUUGGUAGCUUUGUAUAAUGCCAGCUUUGAAUAUGAAUAUAGAUCACAUGCCUUUCUAAAUAUUGCCGAAUAGCAAUGAACAUAAAAAUAAGACAUAAAAGUUAAUUUAUAGACUUUUUUUGUUUGUUUCUUUUUAUAUUUUAGUACAUUCAGAAUAUAUACAUGUUAUCACUGGAAAAAUGGUUAAAUACCCAGUUCAUGAAAAUAGGGGGAAUGUAUAUAACAAGACAUCACUUCAAUAUGUAACUAGUUCUCCAAAUACAUAGAAUACCUGUAUAAUAAUUUAUGCUCCUGUAUCCAGAAAGGCCUACUAAUAGUUUUUUGCAGCCUGCAGAGAAUCCUCCAAUUUUUAACUCUGUUAUCUCAAUCCCCCGCCAGCACUGCAUUGCUGCUGUAGCCUCGGACGUUUUGUGACUUGCAGGCUCUUUUACUUAAGAGAUGCACGUCCAUACAUAUACACACACAACAGUCACGGUGAUGAGAUGAUUGUCAGAAAAUGUUUAUUCUCUUAUUUAUUGUUCAAUUUUGGGUUGAAUUAAAGUAAAAAAAAAAACAUAGACUAGAUUGUUUUAGGUGUCAAAUUUCUCCUGCCCUUGUAUGUACUGAGCUGGGAGUGAAGAUUUGUACUAUGGUCAUUAAUCAGUAAAUUAAUAAUUCUUUUCUUUGUGUACAGCAGCAUAAAUGUGUGAUUUGCAUUCAUAGUAAUCAAGCUCCUGUAGGAUUAGUAGUUGCCCUCCUAGCUGAUGAUUUUUAUUAAAUUUUUUUCUUUUUUGUACCGACUGUAGAUCUUUUAAACUAUGCCAUACGUCAUAUGUUUAUAAGGUUUGAUCAUUUAAAAUGCCAUUGUCUUCAGUGUUGAUUUUAGUGGACGCUUCAGAUAUGUGGACAAGGCAUUCUCUCCAUACAGAAGUGUUAAAGUGCCUGUUUCAAUACCCUACGAUCCCCAGCAUACUGGUAAUGAACAAGGUAAGUGCAGACAUUAAAUAGGAAUUGUGGAUGAGUGAAAUUUGUUUUCAAAUGCUGGGUCAGAAUACUUUGGACUAAAACGUGAAGUUCCCUUGUCAAUGCAGUGCAUUUCCCAGUUUACUGAAUAAAGUUCAUUGUGUUCUUGUUAAAAUUGUACACAGAAUUGAUAUUUUACAUCAUAUCAAACAUUUGUAGUUGAUAUGCUACAAGCAAGCCUACUCAAUUAACCUUGUAGCAUAAUAUAAGGUAAUUGUUUGAUAUUCUCACAAUCCAUACUAAUAAAAUGGUGAUUCAAUCAAUGGUGAAUCUCCCGACAAGCAAAGCAACCAGGGGUUCUCCAAAAUGGAGCACUUCUUUGCAGAGACGUAAGUUUUUAAGGUAUACUCCAGACCCCCUAAUUGACUUCAGAUUGCUGAAGUGCUUAAGUGCCAACAGGAGGUCGACCUUUCAAGAGAAACUCUGCAUUUGCAGGAGUGGAUUUUAUGAGGUUUCAUGAAGCUGAUAAUCAGGAAGGCUUCCUGUUCAAGCAGAAGUGAAUGCUUUCACUCCAGAAGUGGGUUCAUCAGUCUAUUUCCUAAUGAGAAGCAUUCUAUGGGUGAUCACCCCAUUUGAAUGAUGCAUUUGUAGUAGUUGCCAAGCACGCCCUAAUAUCUGGCAGAGUGAGAGGGAGACUGUCGACUUUAGAACAUUAAUGUAUUUAUUUAUAUGUAAUUCAGAUUUUGAAUUUUCAAGUUUGUUUAGAUUUUUUUUUUUGUGCAUUUUUUGUGUGCAUUUUUUUCAAUAUAACAAUAAAAAUAUGCAAAAACAAUAAUUGAAGGGGAGGGUGAAGAUUUAUUAUGAAUGAUUUAUUAGAAUUUUCUGCACAACUCCAUGCUGUGUAGGAUUUACACAUUGCACUAACCAAAUCAAGAAGUGACUGAUGCUUACUAUAUCCGCACAACAAAGGUUUCUACUUGUUUAAUUUACUAGAUUUCUGCUCUGGAAAGCUAGCAAAUGAACUACAACCCCCAGCUAUCUAAGCAACCUAAAUCGUGGCAUUGUAUUUAGCAGUACCUUUGGGUUGGGGCUCUGCGGGAUAGAAGUUAGGGAGCAGAAAGAGUUGGCUUAUAAUUAUUGCUACUUAGUAUUGAUAAAAGAAUAACCAGGAGGAAAAGCACCAGCAUAACGGUCACUUUGCCUACACAUUGAUCCAAACAUGUGUUUUCACAACCCUUUGGUUUUGCAUGAUUUAUGCAAAAAGCUUAAAAUAAAAAAGCAUAGGAACAGUUCAACGCAACAGCCCUAACAAAUAUUUGCAAAAAGGUCUGUUUGUAUUUCGAUUUUUUACAUUGAUUAGCCAAAUUGUUAAAUGAUUAAUCCGUUUUUGCAAUACUUUUUUUUUUUUCCUUUUUUUUUUUUUUUCUGUAGGUAGACCUGGUGAAACAGAAAGGCAUUUUGCUUGAAAUUACAAAACAACUGACUGAAGGGAUUGUAAAUAACAAAAAGGCAGUGAUAAAACCUCUGGUAAAACCUUUGCCAAGCCAUGGUGAUAACACAGGCCACACGUCUAAGGGACAAGACACUUCCUCGUUUGAGAUUGAAGAGCCAGGAGUGACUGUGAAUGAGCCAGUAUCUGUUAAAUUAUCCCCAGAUGUGGAUGAAUUUGCUGAUGAAGAAUCUGAUGCGGCAAGAAGAAAGAUAAUUAAUGAACUGAAGAAAAGGAAAGGCUGGCCUCAUUUCCGAGACGUUUUCAUGCUAUCCGCUAUUAAUGGGGAAGAAGUGGAGACACUGAAGGUAUUUGUAGUGAAUUGGAUUUCCUUUGCUUACUUUUCAAAGUGCGUUGUAAUGCAGCUAUCUGCAUAGGAUUGAAUUUGUUAUGGUGGAUUUAUUGUAUUUUAUUAUAAAACUACUCACCUAAUUCAGUGUAAAAGUAGAUUUUAUCCGUUUUGAUUAUUUUUGUCUAAUUCUAUUAAAUAUAGAAGCUAUUUAAAAUUAUGGCACUGUCAGCAUAUUAAUUGUCUGCCUCUGCUUAUGUAGCUUAAUUGAUGGCUAAGGUGUUAGAGGGACACUCAACGAAUCAUAAAAUAUGCUUUUGUAAAGGUUAUGGUUUAACGAAGGCCCAUAUCAUUAUUUUUUUUAAUUAUUUUUUUGCACGAUUCCUAAUUCAGGGCUCAAAUACAGAAUUUUGAAAGGUUAUACUCGCCUUGGAGUCCCAGGGCUACUGUACACUUGAUUGGGAAGGAGUUUUCUUACAUUUAAAAGAGAACUAGGCCUGCUCAUUUAUGCGAGUCGGUGGAUGGGGCCGAUUCCCUGCUCUCUAUUUGCUUCUGCCACUGAACCAGCCCCCUUACUCCCCCUUCCCUUCUUUGAAUCAGUGAGGGUUUUUCCGGUACCCACUGCAGAGAUUUCUGGUUCUCGACUAAGAGCCUUUGGCUGUACUGUCAAGCUUUUAAGAUGCCAGCUGUGUAUAUCUCUAAACAACAUGUUGGCACAAUUCAGCUGGCCUUAGACAACUUGUGCUAGUGUUGCUUGGCAAAGUUUUAUCAAUGUGUUUCUUGCAAGAUUUCAAGGACAUGAGGUCAUAGUCUGUACAUCACCACCGGGUAUCCAGUGGUUUCAGGCCUUGCUACCUGAAGAUCCUGGGAUCAAGAUUAAAGCGCCUUGUGCUAGUGACCCAGUGUUUUGUGUUCUAUUUGUUUUAUUUGUGCUUGGUUAUAUCUCUUUGAGCCUUGUUUUAUCAUACCUAUAGUGGCUCCUUGAAGUAGACAUACCUUACCAUCCAGUGGUACGCAUCUCUUUUCUUUAGAAAACUAGUUCUCAGUAAUCGUUCUUUUAUUUAUACUCCUGAGGAAGACCUGCUUAUUUAGGGUCGAAAAGCAUUGUGCUUUUGUUAAUUUUAUUUGGACCAUGUCUUAGGCUUUCAUGUAUGUGUUUUUUACAUCCUUGCCCAAAAGGUUUGGCUAAUAAAUUAUCUUUUAAACGUCGUGGCUUGAUUGGAGGCUUUUUAAGGGACUUGGAAUUCCUGUAUCCUAUCAACUGGCUGGUUGACCAUAUAUUGUGUCGUGCCUUUAAAGUCUAGAGCCGACUCUUGGCUCUCUAUAGUGUGAGUAGUUCAAUUGUGAAACAUUUUAUUUUGUUAAUACAUUUUACACUAUGGAAUGUUUGUUUUUGUAGAUUUAUUCUACUUUGAUGGCAGACCAUGUUUGGUAAAUAUAACACCUCUCUGGGUGUGCUUUACCUUUUGUUUUGUUUAUUUGCUAUUAUUAGGGUUGCUGGUGACACUAGCCUAGGUGAUAUAUAGCUGCACCGGUUUACCUGUCGGUCCCAUUUUUUUUGUAUUUCUACAUUAUUUAUAUGGCUAUUUUACCCAACACAAGAAGUAAGGUGUGUGCAUAAACAGGACUCUUUUACAGUAAAAUAAAACAGUGUUUGGUUAUGUAAAUUGUGGACAUAAGUGCUUUUUUCUAAUAUGGCUAAACUUACUUUGCAAAACUGCUCUGUAUGUUUUAUACUUGCCUCGUGUUUUUUAUUUUAUUUUUUUAACACCACAAUAAAACCAUGAUUUAGAAUUUGUAGGCAGAGAAGGGUCAAUAAAGCACCUGAAUUGAAGGUGUUAUUUGGAAAUUACCAUCCCCUUUUUAUAGCAUGCCCACUCUUGAUGAUUCCAGACCAAAUUCUAUGUCUGUUUAUUUUAGAGAGUCACUAGAUCGUUACAUAGAAUAGGCUGAAUUUAAUGAGCACAUAAAUCUUUUUGGCCUUUUCACAUGUUUUUGCUGUUAAUCUAAAAGAAGGCAAAAAAAACCUAUUUGCAGCGCUUUCCAAUUUUGCAACAAACUCGGAAAACAUUCCAUCUGGACUCCUGAAUGACGGUUAUCUCCUUGGAUCAAAAAGUUGUUACCCCACAUAUUAAAAAUGAUAUCCCUGUAUAUUGUAUUUUAUUCAUGUUCAUCUUACUGUUUCGGGUUUGAGUUUAAUAGAAGCCUUUCCAUUAACAAGGCUGAUUUCAUUUUUCUUUCAUGGCACUGAUCGUGUUCCUCUUAUAGAACCUUUUUUUAUUUUAUUUUAUUAAAAUCUGUAAUUUUUUUUAUUUUUUCCCACAGAAAUAUCUGCUGACUCUUGCCAAGCCUGGGGAAUGGGAAUAUCACAGUGAUGUUGUUACCACUCAAUCACCCCAGGAAAUCUGUCAGAACAUAAUCCGAGAGAAGUUACUGGAGUAUCUUCCCCAGGAGGUCCCAUAUAACGUGACCCAGGUAAGUCCCUCUUAUUAGGAUGACCAUGCCAGUAGGUUCUUCUACAACAUAAUAAUCACAGGUUAUUUUACACUGCUCACAGCUGCACUUCUACUGCUUCUCUUCUUAUAAUCUAAAAUAAUUCAAGCAUGUUCCAAAUUAACCAACCCUUGUUCCUUGUCUUGUAUAUGCUUUGUCCGCAGAUGGCAUUUUGCCUCUUUUUUUUUCUUUUUCUUUUUUUUUUUUUCUUUUUACUUUUUUGUGUUCAUAUCUAUUUCUACACUAAGACGUUUUAUCUAAAACUUAGAGGUUUCUUUUUUAGCGUGUGAUUGGUGGCCUUACCAUAACUAUUCAUCGACUGAAUAGCUAAUAAUUUACCAACUCAUGCAACCUGUCACUUAUACUUUCUUUGUUACUCUCUACUUCUGUUGUUCUCGCUCUCUAUUUAUUUAUUUAUUUAUAUUUUCCUCCAUUAAAGACCUUUUUUGCUGUUUUCUCACCCUCGUCGUAUUCUCUUCCAUAUCUUAUUUGAAAUCUGUCAGUUUAUCCCUUUUCCAAUAUUUUGUAUUUCCAGGUCACAGACUUAUGGGAGGAAGGUUCUUGUGGGGAAUUGGUCAUUAUGCAGACAUUACUUGUACAAAAGGAAAACCAUGUGGUACGUGCUUUCUCUUAGCUGUGAGCUGUGUGGGUCCUGAUGGUGGCUAAGUCAUGUAAAUAAAAUGUGUUCUGCUUUCUUCAUUCAGAAAAUCCUUAUUGGACGCGGCGGACAGCUGGUUAGCAAAAUUGCUCAGGAAGCUGGGAAAGAUCUAAUGGAUAUAUUCCUUUGUGAUGUUCACUUGCGGCUUUCAGUCAAGUUUAAAAAGUGAUAUUUUAAUGCACUUCUGUGUUUGUUUGUUUUUUAUACAGUCCUUCCUAUGGAAAGAGCAAAAUUAAAUAAAUUUAAAAAAUUAAAUAAAAUGGGG